AAGUGACAGUGAGUCAUGUCCAGGGUGAGCCUGGUGCCACAGCCUCAUACCGCCUCUCCCUAUACUACACGAGGUAAUAGCGUCCAUAUUCCUCUCAGCCACAUAUUGUCAGACAGAACAGCCUGGUGAAAUAUACUUAGGGGAGUGAAGUGACCAACAGAAUAAGGAGGUCGCUUUUGAGUAGACUAAAACCUUGGCACAGAGUGGGCACUUGAACAGUUCAGAUAUAGAAAAAUUAUAUACGCUUUUGAGAAAUUCAAGAAAUUGUCAGAAGAUAAUAAUAGACUUCUAGUGAAUGAGUCUCUGAGAGAUAUGGAGGUAAAGACACAGGGUGCCAAUGCAUUUAAUCAAGCUGGUAUGCAGAGUUUGGAGCUUCUAGAUUUACUGUUUGAUUGCCAAGAUGGUAUUCUUCGUCAUGAAUGUUCAUCUGCUGAGCCCUUUUGGACAUCUGAAACAAAUAACCCUCCCAAGGACGAAGAAGCACUUUUGUCUUUCCUGCUGGCACCUAAUGAUUCCUCCUCAGAUUCGAAUGUGUGGUCACCUGCUGCCAGUGAUAGUGGUCUUUCUGAAGACAACCACUCAGACCUCCAGGAUAGCCCUGCCCACUUUUCCUAUACAGACUCAUGCCAUAUGAUGCAUCAUGAGAGUGAUUUCCAGGAACCUAAUGGGUCUUUUGAUCUUGGUGAACAUGCAGACGUGUGGACAAGUCAGCUUUGUACUGAGGAUAUUAUGAAGACUCAUUCUCAAGGAAGAGAUACAUCACAUCCUCUGACUGUAAAAGAUCUUUUGCUAUCAAAUAACUUUGACUUGCAGCCCUGUCUUUCAUCGAAUAGUCGGAAUUCUGGUACUUGUGGAGAAUUAGUUCUUACUGAAGAUGAAAAGAAACUUCUUUCAAAGGAAGGAGUGACACUGCCUACCCAGCUACCACUAACAAAGUUUGAGGAACGUAUCCUUAAGAAAAUUAGGCGUAAAAUCCGCAAUAAGCAGUCAGCACAAGAAAGUCGAAAGAAGAAGAAAGAGUACAUGGAAGGACUCGAGACCAGGAUGUCUGCUUGUACAGCUCAGAAUCAGGAGCUGCAACGCAAAGUUCUAAUGUUGGAGAAACACAACAUGUCCCUCCUUGAACAACUGCGCAAACUUCAAGCAUUGGUCUCUCAAACCACAGGAAAGACAGCUCAGACAGGAACAUGUGUAGCAGUAUUACUACUAUCUUUUUCCCUUAUAAUUUUUCCAUCCAUGAGUCAACUGAUAAAAAACAAAGGCCAAGAGGAAAGUGAUUUUCAACCAGUCCGAGUCUUUUCCAGGUCCUUGCAUAAUGCAGCAUCAUCAAGAGUAUUCCAUUUUCAACAUGAGACACAAGAGGCUUUACAUUGGGGUAAUUCAGGAAGGCAAACACAUAACAGAGAAAUUAGGUCUCUAAGAAAAUACCUGGAUGAGGCACUGUCCAUUAGGGAACAACGGUUAACUGAGUAUGAAUCAACUGAAGUAAAGAAUCGGACAAGGCAGCUAAAUGAAGAGCAUAUCCCAUUGAUGGAAAGCAGUAGAAACGAAAUCCUACAUGAGUCAAAGGAUGAUUAUGUGGCACCUCAAUUGAUGGCAAAUGUGUCUUGGAAAGAGCCCCUGAAGCAAGAGGGGGAGCUGUAAUAUAUGUAUUUAAACACUUGACAACACAAUGAGAACAUUUAAAUCCAGUAGCAAUUCCGAGAAAUACAUAAUCUCAAAUAUGGCAGAAAAGCUAAGAAGAGCCUAUGUUUUUGUAAAUAGAUGAUCACAUUAUGACCCCUUAACAUAAAGUAUGAAUUUUGCAAUUGAUUACCCUAUGGAAUACAGACGAGCAUCUAAAAUAAAAAAAAAACACUAUACUCACCUCUCCUGGCAAUCCUGUGACAAUGCUUUCUCUGUGUCACAUUGGUCUCUGUAAAUUUGAUCACCAACAAUAGCAUGUCGACACGUGACUGCUUCUGCUUGUAAAUGGCUGCAGGGGUCAUGCGUCGAAUAAUGCAUCUUCGCUAAAGGCUGGGUAAACAGAUUCUAGUAAGAGAAUAAGGGAUCAUUGGCAGAAAAAGCAACAGGGGAAUUUGUGCCCUUAUAGCAGCAGAAAUGACAUUGUGAAAUUUAAAAAAUCCGCCUCACAGGCCAGUUUUCCUGUGGAAAUGUUCUGCUGCAUGUGGAUAUGACUUUUAAACUCUUAUCCAUUUAGGCUAUGUUCACACAGCAGAACUGCCUCACUAAAUUUCCUCUACUUCUCCAUGCAAAAGCAAUGGCAUACAAGUAAUCUCGGGCAGAUUCAAGCAGAAUUUCCUCAUAGAAAAUCCUUGUGGAAUCAAAGCCCCAAUGAUGAAAGUUUCUGAUGAAGAUUAUUUUCAGUGAGGAAAUUCUGCCAUGUGUACCAGCCUUACAGUUUCUUCUGCAUAUUUUCCAAUAAACAAAUCUGCAUAAAAAUUCUGGAAUGUCAAUGAAAAAAAAAAAGGUUAUGUGUCUCAGAAAGCAGCAAUACAGAAACAACAUUUUUCCAUAAAACAUGCUUUUAAAAAGUUCUACAUGUUUUUGAAAAGUACUGAAACAUAUACCUAUUUGGUAUUUAUUUAGUGUACACUAAAUCCUCUAUCACCAAAAUUUAAAUUAAUUUAUCAAUGAAUUAUCUGAAAAUGAUACUACUUGAUCUAUAAAAAAUCAUGUCCUCAUAAGGGUAUGUUCACACUACGGAAUUCCCCAGCGGCAAUUCCACCGCUGAAAUUGUUCCGCGCAAAGAAAGAACAUGUUGGUGACCGGCGCAGUGCCACGCAGUCCUUCAUCCCAGUCCAAUAAUUGAUCACAUCACAAAAAGCAGUACAAUAAUAUAGAAGCAUGUAACCAUGGAUGUCAUUUUCAUUGUUUUGACCCACUCAAUAAAUAACGUCAGUUUUAGUGUAAAGUGUACUGUAUAAAAACAAAAACCCCAAAUCUGUAAAAUUGCUGUUUUCUAUUCAGUUUUACCACAAAUAAUAAUUUUUUGCUUGCACUGUACAUUUUGUGGUAAAAUGAAAGUUCUAAUUAUUAAGAACAAUGGGUCACGCAAACAAGCUCUCAUAUGUGUCUGUGGAUGGAAAAAUAAAAGGCG
This is a messenger RNA of Hyla sarda, 3100 nucleotides long. It is a transcript of the gene CREB3L3, whose product is annotated as cAMP responsive element binding protein 3 like 3. Gene Ontology annotation, biological process: regulation of transcription by RNA polymerase II. Gene Ontology annotation, molecular function: DNA-binding transcription factor activity, RNA polymerase II-specific; RNA polymerase II cis-regulatory region sequence-specific DNA binding. Gene Ontology annotation, cellular component: nucleus. The transcript is spliced from 11 exons. NCBI's taxonomy places the organism in Eukaryota, Metazoa, Chordata, Amphibia, Anura, Hylidae. Bases 313 to 1644 code for a protein of 443 amino acids. The record is from RefSeq and is a predicted model, not a curated record.